UUUUUUUUUCUUAAUGGAAAAGGAAGAUUAUUAUUCUUUCUUGGUUUAGCCUUCUACGCAUGUCUACAAUAUUGUAUUUACUUGACAUGAUAAGUAAGAAUCAACUGCUAGAUAUCAGAUAUCAUACUCCAUAAAAAAAAAGUAUUCCAACAUGCAACAUAUUUUUAAACCAAAGUGGUAGAUUAGUUGUCACGUUUCACGCGGUGAUCAUGCACGGUACAUGAUACUCCGAAGAUUUAGUCAGUGGAGUUAGAACCGAAAAACAUUUAUUUACAACGUGACCAAAUAAAGCACAUGCAAUUCUCCUUUUACAAUUUGGUGAUGAGCCAAAACAGGUUAGGUCAAAUUCUUCUUUUCUUUGCUGUGCCUCCAAGAACUGAUGCCAAAAUUGGAUCAAAUCCUGCCACCAACAGGUUUCUCUUUACAGGUCCCUUCUUGUAACGUGUCGUUUCUAGGUUGAACCUGUUAUCCAGCCAAGCACUAUGGUUUGGGGCCAUUUGUCAUGUUAGACACUGAUGGGUGAUGGCUCACUAAAAUAGUAAGUGGAAUAGUAUAUUCCCACUGAAACAGCUUUGAGCUCUUGACCACCUUCUUUUUAUCCCAUUGAUGCAUUUCAUCAUCUGAUCCCAUUAUACAUCUGGUGAGUGCUCCGGCUUUUCGGCCCCGAUUUCACGGUUAACUCGGUGGAGGUGAAAAUGGGUGGUGUGGCAGUGCCAUGGGGCAAUCUAGUGCACUUUUCUGGUGUUGGUGAAGCUGAGGGCAGCAGAACAGAGUAGAGGGAGUGGAUCAGUGGAAGGGAGUAGCUGGCAGGUCAUGUUAACAGAGGAAAGCAACUUUGGGUGUGUCCAGAUCACAUACCAAUUAAACACAGCGUUUGAAAAUGACAUUAGCCUUUUCCUAUGAUCUUGUAAGGCUAUAAAUUUUUAAUCAAGAAAGAACUGAAUAAACGUUCUAAAUUUUGAGUGUUCCGUUUGUGUGGGCCUGAAGCCCAGUACUUGAACUACUGAAGGGAGGAGUUCAUACUUCAAACAGAGCAGGCAAAGUGAGCCCUGAAAAAGAAAAGAAAAGAAAAGGACAAUUGCACAUCAAUGCAAACACUGAUGAUGUACCUCAAGUUUGCAGAUGCUAAGAAAAGCUCACUUCAACUUUAGGUCUCCUGAACCACAGACAUUCAGGCCAGCACCAAGAACCCAUGUAAUCAACAUCUUCAGAGAUCUGCCAACACCACAUCACCUCGCAAUGAGAGCACAAAUUCUUAUCUGCCUCAUCACACUCCUCUCCCUCUUCCUGGGCUCUACCUGCCAAAUCGGCGUGGAAACACAAGCCCUCCUCCAAUUCAAGGCCGGCCUCAACGACCCCCUGAACCACCUCGCGUCAUGGACGAACGCCACCAUCACCUCGCCAUGCCGCUUCUUCGGCGUCCGGUGCGGCGACGACGGCUCCGGCACGGUCACCGAGAUCUCCCUCUCCAACAUGAACCUCUCCGGCGGCAUCUCGCCGUCGAUCGCCGCCCUGCACGGCCUGACGCGGCUGGAGCUCGACUCCAACUCGCUGUCGGGCCCCGUGCCGGCUGAGCUGGGCCGGUGCACGCGGCUCCGGUUCCUGAACCUGUCGUACAACGCCCUCUCAGGCGAGCUCCCGGACCUGUCGUCGCUGGCGGCGCUCGAGGUCCUCGACGUCGAGAACAACGGCUUCACGGGCCGGUUCCCUGCGUGGGUCGGCAACCUCACCGCCCUCACCACGCUCAGCGUCGGCUUGAACGGCUACGACCAGGGGGAGACGCCGGCGAGCAUCGGCAACCUCAAGAACCUGACCUACCUGUACCUCGCCGAGAGCGGCCUGACGGGGGCGAUGCCAGAGUCCAUCUUCGGGCUCGCCGCGCUGGAGACGCUGGACAUGUCCAUGAACAACCUCGCCGGCGCGAUCCCGGCGGCGAUUGGGAACCUCCGGAACCUGUGGAAGAUCGAGUUGUACAAGAACAAUCUCACCGGCGAGCUCCCGCCGGAGCUCGGGAAGCUGGCGAAACUCCGGGAGAUCGACGUGUCCCGGAACCAGAUCAGCGGCGGGAUCCCGCCGGCGUUCGCGGCGCUGAAGGGCUUCACGGUGAUCCAGCUCUACCACAACAACCUGUCUGGGCCGAUCCCGGAGGAGUGGGGCGAGCUCCGGUCGCUGACAAGCUUCUCCAUCUAUGAGAACCGGUUUUCCGGCGAGUUCCCGGCCAACUUCGGCCGGUUCUCGCCGCUCAACAGCGUGGACAUCUCCGAGAACGGCUUCACCGGGCCGUUCCCGAGGUUCCUCUGCCAUGGCCGGAACCUCCAGUACCUCCUCGCCCUUCAGAACGGCUUCUCCGGCGAGUUCCCGGAGGAGUACUCGUCGUGCACGAGCCUGCAACGGUUCCGGAUCAACAAGAACCAGUUCACCGGCGAUCUGCAGGAGGGGCUGUGGGGGCUCCCGGCGGCGACGAUCAUCGACGUCUCUGACAACGGGUUUACCGGAGCCAUGUCGCCGCUGAUCGCCCAGGCGCAGAGCCUGAACCAGCUGUGGCUGCAGAACAACCGCCUCGCCGGCCCGAUCCCGCCGGAGAUCGGCCGGCUCGGGCAGGUCCAGAAGCUCUACCUGUCCAACAACUCGUUCUCCGGCGGGAUACCGGCGGAGAUCGGGAGGCUCUCGCAGCUGACAGCGCUGCACCUCGAGGAGAACUCGCUCUCCGGCGCGUUGCCGGCGGACAUCGGUGGCUGCGCCAGGCUCGUCGAGAUCGACGUGUCCCGGAACAAGCUGACGGGGCCGGUCCCCGCCUCGCUGUCGCUGCUGACGUCGCUCAACUCGCUGAACCUAUCGCACAACGAGCUCGCCGGGCCGAUCCCGACGAGCCUCCAGGCGCUGAAGCUGAGCUCCGUCGACUUCUCGUCGAACCGGCUGACCGGAGACGUGCCGCCGGGGCUUCGGGUGAUCGCCGGUGACCAGGCGUUCUCCGGGAACCCCGGCCUCUGCGUCGCCGGCGGCAGGUCGGAGCUCGGCGCCUGCAACGUGGACGGCGACCGCAGGGACGGCCUCGCGAAUAAGUCGGCGGUGCUGGUGCCGGUGCUCGUUUCGGCGGCGCUGCUGCUCGUGGCCGGUAUCCUGUUCGUGAGCUAUCGGAGCUUCAAGCUCGAGGAGCUCAGGAAGCGCGGCGACGUAGAGUGCGGCGGCGGCGGGCAGUGGAAGCUGGAGUCGUUCCACCCGCUGGAGCUGGACGCCGACGAGAUCUGCGGCGUCGGGGAGGAGAGCCUGAUCGGGUCCGGCGGCACGGGGCGCGUGUACCGGCUGGAGGUCAAGGGCCGCGGCGGCGGGGUGGUCGCCGUGAAGCGGCUGUGGAAGGGCAACGCGGCGCGGGUGAUGGCGGUGGAGAUGGCCAUCCUCGGCAAGGUCCGGCACCGGAACAUCCUGAAGCUGCACGCAUGCCUGUCCCGCGGCGACCUCCACUUCAUCGUCUACGAGUACAUGCCGCGGGGCAACCUGCACCAGGCGCUUCGGCGAGAGGCGGCCGCCGCCGCCAAGGGCGGCGGCGGCGGCGGGCGGCCAGAGCUGGACUGGCCGCGGCGGCGCAGAGUGGCGCUCGGCGCCGCCAAGGGGCUAAUGUACCUCCACCACGACUGCACGCCGGCCGUCAUCCACCGCGACAUCAAGUCCACCAACAUCCUCCUCGACGACGACUACGAGGCCAAGAUCGCCGACUUCGGCAUCGCCGUCGCCAAGGCCCCCGCCGACGACUCCUCCGACUCCGCCGUGUCCACCUGCUUCGCCGGAACCCACGGCUACCUCGCCCCUGAGCUGGCCUACUCGCUAAAAGUGACGGAGAAGACGGACGUGUACAGCUACGGCGUGGUGCUGCUGGAGCUGGUCACCGGCCGGAGCCCGAUCGACCCGGGGUUCGGCGAGGGCAGGGACAUCGUCUCCUGGCUCUCCGGCAAGCUCGCCACGGAGAGCCUCGACGGUGUGCUGGACCCGCGCGUGGCGGCCGCGGCGACGGCGAGCGAGCGGGAGGACAUGCUCAGGGUGCUCAGGAUCGCCGUGCUCUGCACCGCGAAGCUGCCGGCGGGGAGGCCGACCAUGAGGGACGUGGUUAAGAUGCUCACCGACGCCGCCGGCACGGGGCCAUGCAGCCCGCGCGGCCAGCCGCCGGCAAGGAUCUGCAGCAACAAGAGCUGCCGCUGAAAUUUUUGGAGCAGGCUCUGACUCUUGCCACCCAACAGAGAGUUGCCUCUGCUUCUUCAUUGGACUCGGAUCUGUGAUUUGUAAUGGGUCUGUCUACCUGUAACUCGAGCAUUUUGUGGGGUACCAGCACUCAAGUAUUUUUGUUGGCUAAAACACUCGGUUUGGAGGAAAAAAUCAUGUGCUGGGAGGUGAUCUGUCACACGAUUUUCUAAACCAUCAUAUUAUAAUCAAA
Setaria italica (foxtail millet) is the source of this 4426-nucleotide messenger RNA. RefSeq names its product receptor protein-tyrosine kinase CEPR2. NCBI's taxonomy places the organism in Eukaryota, Viridiplantae, Streptophyta, Magnoliopsida, Poales, Poaceae. The record is from RefSeq and is a predicted model, not a curated record. Gene Ontology annotation, molecular function: protein kinase activity; receptor serine/threonine kinase binding; ATP binding. Bases 1123 to 4194 code for a protein of 1023 amino acids. The transcript has 3 exons. Gene Ontology annotation, biological process: protein phosphorylation.